Molecule: messenger RNA, 519 nt
Organism: Lindgomyces ingoldianus
Lineage: Eukaryota; Fungi; Ascomycota; Dothideomycetes; Pleosporales; Lindgomycetaceae
Product: ubiquitin-domain-containing protein
Exons: 6
Coding region: 1-519 (172 amino acids)
Biological process (GO): protein ubiquitination; modification-dependent protein catabolic process
Cellular component (GO): nucleus; cytoplasm
Molecular function (GO): ubiquitin protein ligase binding; protein tag activity
Source: RefSeq, a predicted model, not a curated record
AUGCAGAUCUUCGUGAAGACCCUAACGGGCAAGACCAUCACCCUCGAGGUGGAGUCCUCCGACACAAUCGACAAUGUCAAAUCUAAGAUCCAGGAUAAGGAAGGCAUACCCCCGGACCAACAGCGCCUAAUCUUCGCCGGCAAGCAGCUCGAGGAUGGCCGCACACUCUCCGACUACAAUAUCCAGAAAGAGUCGACCCUGCACCUGGUCUUGCGUCUGCGUGGCGGAUCUGCCGUAAAUGCUAUAGCAUGGGAGGCUAAUAGUAUCACAGGCCCGUCUCCCACCGCGUGCUGUCAACUGUCGCAAGAAGAAGUGCGGCCACAGCAACCAACUCCGACCCAAGAAGAAGCUGAAGUAAACGGAUCGCAUCGGCGCAUGGGGAGUCGGGAUGGCUGGAACAAAGCAAGCAGUUCAGUACGAAGCGAUGGCAAGCAUGGAUGGGUGGAAACAUGGCUUUUAUACAGAGCUACCGUGCUCGCUACUGGCAGAACUAGGUUUGCAAAUAUGCAAUACAUGUAG